Malassezia vespertilionis is the source of this 2007-nucleotide messenger RNA. It is a transcript of the gene MDV1, whose product is annotated as [histone H3]-dimethyl-L-lysine(36) demethylase. Gene Ontology annotation, cellular component: preribosome, large subunit precursor. The record is from RefSeq and is a predicted model, not a curated record. NCBI's taxonomy places the organism in Eukaryota, Fungi, Basidiomycota, Malasseziomycetes, Malasseziales, Malasseziaceae. The coding region runs from base 1 to 2007 and encodes 668 amino acids. The transcript has 3 exons. Gene Ontology annotation, molecular function: protein binding.
AUGGUAUGGCACAGUCAUGAAGGGAGUCCGGUGAAGCGAAAUCAACGUGCGGCAGGCACGUCAGGGCAUGGCUCGCCGUCUGCGCGGCACGGUCCCGAAUCGACGCGCCUCUUAUCGGAAAUGGCGCCGCAUUUAAUGACCCCCGCAAUGGUCAAUGCCCUCACAAAAGUGAGUUUGCAGACGGGACAGCUCAGCAAUACGCGCGACCCUUUUCCCUUGAAGCGAUCGACUCUGCUGCUCACGCCGCGGUUCUCACUCGAGAACCCAGCACGCUCUUUGGCACGGAUUAGCAGCUCCCUCCUUCAGUUCUCGGGGCUCUCCAAAGAUCGGGCUAUGAACGAGCGUGCGUCAUUUACAUCCAUGGAUAUCGGCGUGCUAGAGGAGAGCCAGCGUAUACUAGAAAGCGCUGACCAUGAUUUGGACAAGUCGUGCGACACCGCGGAGCUCGACACGGCGGACCCUGACGAAGUGCCUGUUUCACUCCUUCGUGGCUUCCAGGCCACAGUUCCAGAAGCUUACGCCGGCAAGGCACGCCGAGCUAAGGCGCGUGCUUCGAUUGUGUCGUCGCGCAUGUCGCGGCGCACGACCGAGAAAACAUUGCUCUCCCUCGAAGAACUCGAGCUGCAAGACGCCGAGGUGCGCCAAGAGCUGCAGCACAUCGGGAUCCGGCGCUCCUUGUACAGUACUGAAAUGGUGAAUGUGAAUGCAAAAAUUUCCGCAUUGGAGAAUAUCCGCGCAUCGCUGGAGCUAAAAAUGCUCGAGGUGCGCGAAGAGGAGCUCGAACUGUCCGACGAACUCCACGGCCUCACGGAGCUGCUCGAGCUCCAGCGGCAUCGCCGCGCGAUGCCCGGAGGCCGUGGUCUUGAUGCAAGCACUGUACUUCCUCAAACGACCGUGACGAUGCGUGGCACGAGCCGCCGGAAGCGCGGCCCCGUCUUUUUGCCGUCCGAGCAUGACGAACUGCCACCUGGCGUUGCGUUCCUUACUCUGCGUGAGCAGGCAGGACCGGUUACUUCGCUGGAUUUCUCGGAGCCAUACGGCACACUGGUGAGUGCGUCAGUCAACGAGCAAAUGUGUGUAUGGGAUCUGUCGACGAGCGACGAAGUCGGCCGGCUGCGUGGGCACUCCGACACUGUCAAGUGCGUUCAAGUAGAAGAUGAGCUGUGUGUUUCUGGAUCUUUGGAUCACUCGCUCCGGCUCUGGGAUUUGCGCCGCGUAGAUGCGUACGAGGAUGCGCUGGAGGAUGAGCUGGAGGAUGCGUUGGAUCCGUGCGUGCGUGUACUCGAAGGGCACAGCAAAGGGGUCACUGCACUCUACUUUGACGACGGGUGCCUUGUGACGGGCGCUGCAGACAAGACAUUGCGGCAGUGGGAUCUCGAGACAGGCCAGUGUGUGCUGACGAUGGAUAUUUUGUGGGCCAUGUCGAAUGCGGGCGCCAGCGGUCUGGUCGAUACGCGCACAAAAGAUCCCGAACUUGCGCCGCACGGUCUGGCGAAUGCGUUUUUCGGACCGUUUUCAUACCCACAGCCCCCGUACGAAGACGGCAGUUGGGAGAUGUACCAGGACUUUGUGGGCGGUGUACAGUUCUGGGGCUAUGCACUUGCGAGUGGCAGUGGCGACGGCGGCAUACGCAUGUGGGAUUUACGUACGGGACAGGCGCAUCGCACUUUGCUGGCGCAUACCGCACCGAUCACUGCGCUGCAAUUUGACGAGACGUACCUCGUCACAGGCAGUCUCGACAAGUCGGUUCACGUCUGGGAUCUGCGGAUGGGCAGUAUUGUGGAUACACUUUGCUACAACUAUCCAGUCACUGCACUCCAGUUUGAUUCGCGCAAGAUCAUGGUCGCAGCCGGAUCACAUGCCGUAGAUGUAUACAAUCGCAUCUCGGAAAAGCACUCGCCGCUCACGGUGAAUGGACAUACUGCACCGGUCGAGCGUUUGCGGUACAUGGACCGCUAUGCGGUGACAGGGGGGCGCGAUCAGUGCAUCAAAGUAUGGUCUAUGUAG